AUGAGUUCAGGGAAUACACCGCGGAUUGAGCUCAAUCCGUUCGAGGAUCCUCCGGAGACAUCGGACAAUGCGCUCUAUUUCAAUUCGAACCAGUCAAAUGACUACUUGAGCAGCAUGGAACCGAGUCGACCUGGUAGUGCCGGAGGUGUCAGACCCAAGGACAAGAAGAAGGUUGGCUUCCACCCAGACGCAGAAGAGCCACCACUUUUCAGGAAACAUCGGCCCGCUAGUAUCACAUUACCUACGAGGAUUACUUUGACGCCGCCUAGUGGUCUGAGUCCUGGCUUUGCAUCCUCCGAGAGUCCAUUUACUUCGCAUUCUCGGGAUUCUAGUGGAACGAGCGAGGCAUUGUUAUCAUCUUAUCGUAGCCAUGCUCCUGAUGUAUCCUCCGAAGACUCGGAACAGAUCAAGGCUGCCUUUGCCUCUUCGGCCUCGCCAACCGCUUCAUCGCCUACCAUGCCACGAAUGCCUCCUCGACCUGUUCUCCGGCGUGGUGAUUCGGCCCUCUCGACCGUCUCAGACACGGAUCACGAAAACACAGUUCAGAGUCGACGGGCUCGUGAGGCGCACGAACGUGGAAAGAGACUGGAACUAGACGAGCGCAUAUCUUCGGCUCCAGCUUCAAGAGCCGCCUCGCCUGCACGCAAACUUGGUCUACCCAAGCUCAAGCUGAACCUUAGCGAGAUCCCCCUGCAAGACUUUAGCAAGGUCGACUUUUCCGAAGAACCCAACGAGCACGACCCCCUUCAUCAUCUCGAUGAUGCAACAUCUGACGACCUCCACGCAUCGGCACACAAGCUUGUGCGUGCUCACGCCUCGAUGGCUCAACAGCUUCUACAUAUCGAUGCCUCUUCUGGUCUGGCAUCUGCUGUAGCCACUCCCAAUGAGGAGCGUGAAGCAUAUCUUGAUUAUGUUCCAAAGCCUGAGCGUCACCGUGCCGGUGUCCUUGGCGCUUUGCUUCGACUAUACAACCACGACGGUCCGGCCGGCUCGGGACACGAACGCUCCUCUAGCCUUCCACGGGCUGCACACUUCCGUGAUGGAAGCAGUGGUUUCAACACGCCACAGCAUUCGCCUCCUUCCUCUGGAUACAACACACCAAGUGGCAGGCCUCUCUCUGGUUAUAGCACUCCUGGUGGCAGACAGUCAAGGCUAUGGCACUCGAAAAGUUAUAGCAAUUCGACAUCUUCUCUGGCCUACUUGGUUGGUUCUUCUGUAAGUGGAGGUACUCCAAUCGCGGGCCUGCCUCUGGGAGAACAAGUUACGGAAAACUUACGCCAACGUCACGAAUCCGAGAAGAAAGCCAAANAGUCUCGCGGCACCAAUGUCUUGAGUCGCAUGGGUCGUUCACGCUUGGAUGAAGAGAUCAGGAUCACAAAGCACAUCAAGGAGAAUUUGGCUCGACAAAAGUAUCUCCUCAAGCUUUGCCGAGCUUUGAUGACCUAUGGUGCGCCAACCCAUCGCCUGGAAACGUAUAUGCGUAUGAGCGCCAGAGUCCUUGAGGUUGAUGCCCAGUUUCUUUACAUGCCAGGUUGUAUGAUAUGUUCAUUCGACGACCUCUCGACCCACACAACGGAAGUUAAGAUGGUCCGCGCUGGUGAAGGUUUGAAUCUUGGAAAGCUCAGGGAUUGUCACGAAGUCUACAAGGAAGUCCUUCACGAUCGUCUGGGAGUCGAUGAUGCUACUGAACGUCUUGACGAGAUUUUCAACAAAGAACCACACUUCAACAAUUGGGUGAUGGUAUUCGUGAGUGGUCUAGGCACUGCUUCUGUUGCACCCUUUGCAUUCAACGCUGGCUACCUGGAUUUGCCAAUCUGUUACUUUCUUGGCUGCAUCGUAGGAUAUCUUCAGGUGGUGUCCUACCGUAACGAAGGUGUCCUGAACAUGUUCGAAGUUCUUGCAACCAUCAUAACAUCAUUCCUGGCUCGAGCUUUCGCUUCUAUAGGUCAUGGUCGCUACUUUUGCUUCUCGGCUCUUGUCCAAUCUUCGAUUUGUCUAAUUCUGCCCGGCUGGAUAGUACUUCGCGCCUCGCUAGAACUCCAAUCGAAGAGCAUGGUCUCUGGAAGCGUGAGAAUGGUCUGGGCUAUUAUUUAUUCGCUCCUCCUCGGAUUUGGAAUCACGAUCGGAACCGUUCUGUACGGUGCUAUUGAUAAAAAUGCGGUGUCGACAACAACGUGCGGGGCUGAUCGCCAGAUUGGAGCGCACAUUCAGCUGAUCGCUGCACUGAUUUUCUCAUUUUCUUUAUGCGUGCUGAAUCAAGCCAAAUGGAGGCAAAUGCCUGUUAUGAUCAUCAUCGCAUUCAUAGGACGUCUGGUUAGCGUUGGUCUCGGUACGAAGUUUAAGGGCAAUGGCCAGAUCAGUGCUACAAUCGCUGCCCUUGCUAUUGGUCUCGCUGCAAAUCUGCAUUCACGAUUUGGAACCAAAAUCGAGAACAAAGCCCUGGACAUUUGGGAGGCCUAUCUGCGACCACACGUCAGAAAUUUCCACAAGCGAAUCCGUGGCAAAUCAACAGCUCUUCGCGACCGACAUUCUAAGAAGACGAUGGAAAGCAUGGAGUUCGGAGAGGCAUACGACAGCGAAAGCAUCUUUGUGCCACACAUCAGACGCGUUGGCUACGGUCUCGCAGCCGCGGCCAUGUUGCCCGCUAUCCUCGUACAGGUGCCUAGUGGUCUCGCUGUCAAUGGGAGUCUGCUAUCUGGUGUCCAAGCUGCCGAUCAGAUCGCGGGAAAGGGUCAGAAUGGCAGUACGGUUACUGAUGCCGCAACACUUCAGUCCGGUGGCAGCGUAAACUCUGUGGCUUUCAACGUCGGUUAUUCCGUGGUGCAAAUUGCAAUCGGCAUCACGGUGGGUAUAUUCGCAUCCACGUUGAUAGUGUACCCAUUCGGCAAGAGGCGCAGUGGCCUGUUCAGUCUGUGA
Molecule: messenger RNA, 2916 nt
Organism: Aureobasidium musti
Lineage: Eukaryota; Fungi; Ascomycota; Dothideomycetes; Dothideales; Saccotheciaceae
Source: the annotation of a GenBank genome assembly